Messenger RNA from Drosophila ficusphila, 2101 nucleotides. It is a transcript of the gene Mps1, whose product is annotated as serine/threonine-protein kinase mph1. The record is from RefSeq and is a predicted model, not a curated record. Gene Ontology annotation, cellular component: nucleus; spindle; kinetochore. Gene Ontology annotation, molecular function: protein serine/threonine kinase activity; protein serine/threonine/tyrosine kinase activity; ATP binding. Bases 80 to 1975 code for a protein of 631 amino acids. Gene Ontology annotation, biological process: mitotic spindle assembly checkpoint signaling; chromosome segregation; protein localization to kinetochore. The transcript is spliced from 4 exons. Lineage: Eukaryota; Metazoa; Arthropoda; Insecta; Diptera; Drosophilidae.
CUUAAAAAAGAAAACAAAAAGAUAGCAUUUUAAAAAGGAUUUUGAACUGCCUGUGGAGUAGAACAAAACAGAUUGCAAGAUGACUACUCCUGUGCCGCGUCGCACCAAGGAUAUGAUGGCACUUGGACUGGACUCCGACUCGGAGGACGACUUUAAUACACCGUACCGACCGCAGCGAUCGCGGCAAGCGAAGGCGGGAGAAAAGAAACCUCAACCGGUGGCGUCUUUUCCAACUCAGGCGAGGGGCAAGGAAAACGAGCCGCAUCCCUUGCCUAUGGAAGUGCUACCUCGCCGAGUCUCAGAGCUAACGAUGAUGGAUUCGGACAGCGAGGAGGAAGACAUAAAGAGCAAUCACAAUUUAAACUGUGCCAUCCUAAAUGAUUCCUUCGUACUAAGUCCCUCUCAAGAGUUAACACAUAGCAAUGGCAACAUUUCCCCGCGACGCUCAUCCGCCGCAGCUCCACUCAAGCAAUCCGAUACGAACCUAUCCUUCUUGGGUCAAUUUAACAAUAUGGGCAUCAAUUGCAGCAGCCAAGGAUCACCUGCUGCAGACGCGGAAAAAAAGGUGACAAAAAAACCGGCGCCCACGAUCCCAGUUGUUACGGAAAGGCGGCCACUUUUGGACACAGAAACGCCACUGCGCAACGAAGUCUCCACCUGCCCCAAGCCAAAGCCGGAUGCGGACUUUAUCACACCUCAAGUGCGAACCAUUGGAUCCACUUUAGGCACAAAAAGCCGAGGUGGGGUGUCCAAUGACUUUCGCGCGCAGAAGGUGCUCUUUCAAACGCCCAUGACCGUGAGUCGUGCUGCUCCCGUUGCCUCCGAUAGCAUUAGUUUCUCGCUUUGCGACACUAUUAGCGAAAGUCCGGAUAUUCCUGAUCCGCCGAAGGCAGGUCCUUCGAAGGCUCACCAUCAGUCCAAGAAGUCACUGGAUAAUGUUUUCCAGGAGUCAGAGAAAAAUAAUGUGCUGUCCAAAGUGGAGAACGUUGAAACCAAGGAGUUGCUACCUGUUUCUGAAGCCAAUGGAAAUUCUGAAUCGGCUCCAACGACCUCCAAAGCCUCAAAUAUACUGAAAAUCAAAAACCAUGAAUACACGAUUGCCAAGAAGCUGGGCUGCGGUGGAUCAAGCUCGGUUUUUCUAGCACGGCGGUCGGAUUCCGGAAAUGAGUUUGCACUGAAGGUGGUCGAUCUGCAGGCAGAUCCACAGGUGGUGCAGGGCUAUCUCAACGAAACUAAACUGCUGGCAAAGCUGCAGGGGAACGUCUGCGUUGUGGCGCUUUACGACUAUCAACUUGUUCGCGAAGAAUCCAAGCUGUACAUGGUUAUGGAGAAGGGUGACUCCGACCUGAACAAGAUACUGCAAAGCUACACCACCAACCUGCCACUAUACAGCCUCAUGAACAUCCUGUACCAAAUGCUGCAGGCGGUCAACUACAUCCACCAGCACGGAGUCAUUCACUCUGAUUUAAAGCCUGCGAACUUUCUAAUGGUCAGCGGGCGACUGAAGCUGAUUGAUUUUGGCAUAGCCAGCAAUAUCUCAAUGGACUCAACGAGCAUCAUCAAGUUUUCGCAGGCGGGCACCUUCAACUACAUUAGUCCGGAGGCAUUAACGGACACCUCCACGGGCAACAGUCCUAUGCGAGGAGCCAAUCAGCCGAAAAUCAAGAUCUCGACCAAGUCGGACGUGUGGUCGCUAGGCUGCAUUCUGUACCUGCUGCUCUACCAAAAGACGCCCUUUGGCCACAUAAGGAACAUCUAUGCCAAGAUGAGUGCAAUCGCAACUCCCAGCACCAGCAUCGAGUUUCCCGCCAUUCCUCCCUACUAUCCUGUUAUGCUGGUUCAUAUGGCCAAGAACUGCCUUCAGCUGAAUCCCAAGAAGCGACCGUCGUGCAGUGAACUACUGCAGUAUCCAUUCCAUAUGAUCAUUCCGCUACAGAAUCUACAGAUACCCAGUAGAACCGCACCCAGUAAUUAAGCAUGAAAGCUCAACUAUUUAUUAAUUAAAUGUCAAAGGUCAAAUGUCUUUCUCAUAUGUGUGUGUAUAUAUUUAAUUCUCAUUUAUAGUAAAUUAAACAUCAUAAAUCCUUAUUAUGCAGCUAUA